CAUCCAUGGAGCCACAGCGGCAACAAGUGUUACGAUGAGCAGCAGUUGGUUGCUUCCCGGCCUUGUGUGAUAUGAUCCAAUCUGGCCAGAUCCUCCCUCGGCCCCUACCACUCCGCACAAAAUCCCACCUUUCCGUCACGGGAAGAGUCGACAGAGCAGCCAGCCACCGGAGGCGGAGAAGAAGAGAAGCGGUGCAUCGGCGAUGCGGGGCUGCUACGUGGGCAAGGCCACCAAGAUCUUCCUCGCCUUCCGCGCCGUCCUCGCGGUCGUCAGCGUCGUCCUCGCCUUCCGCGCCGUCCUCCACCGCGCCGCCAAGUCCCACCCCAGCUCCGCGUGCGCCGCCACCGAAGGCUGCCAGCCCGUCCUGCCCGACCCUAUCCAGCAGCCCGCUACCACCGCACGACCGCCGCCGCCGCCGGCUCAAAAUCCCACCUUUCCCGCCCCGGACACCGCCUUGCCGCCGCCGCCGUCGCCGCUGCUGCUGCCCCCUCUGCAGCCGCCGCCUCCGGCAGCAGUCUUGUCACCCCCACCGGCAUUCCCGUCACCUCCGCCAGAAAUCGCGUCGUCACCACCGGCACUCGCGUCACCGCCGCCUCCCGCCGAGCUGCUGUCGCCUCCUCCGCCUGCUGCCCCAGAGACGCCAAGCCCGACGGCGCCUUUAUGCUUCAUGCUGACUAUUCUUGACUGGCUCGGCCUCGGAGCAGAUUAG
This is a messenger RNA of Phragmites australis (common reed), 709 nucleotides long. RefSeq names its product leucine-rich repeat extensin-like protein 3. The transcript has a single exon. Bases 203 to 709 code for a protein of 168 amino acids. Lineage: Eukaryota; Viridiplantae; Streptophyta; Magnoliopsida; Poales; Poaceae. The record is from RefSeq and is a predicted model, not a curated record.